Messenger RNA from Thalassophryne amazonica, 1384 nucleotides. RefSeq names its product nucleotide binding protein 2 (MinD homolog, E. coli) (gene nubp2). Bases 96 to 776 code for a protein of 226 amino acids. Gene Ontology annotation, biological process: iron-sulfur cluster assembly. Gene Ontology annotation, molecular function: ATP binding; ATP-dependent FeS chaperone activity; iron-sulfur cluster binding. The record is from RefSeq and is a predicted model, not a curated record. Gene Ontology annotation, cellular component: cytosol. Lineage: Eukaryota; Metazoa; Chordata; Actinopteri; Batrachoidiformes; Batrachoididae. The transcript has 6 exons.
UGCAAAAGACGUUGUCUGAUUGGAUGGGUUCCGAGACUAUUACAGGAAAUAUUUGAGCAUAAUCCACAUGUAUGUAGUUUUUCUGUGAUAAAAAUAUGGAACAAAAAAGCGAGGGGAGCUUGUCCCAGGUCCGUCAUGUUGUGUUAGUACUUUCAGGAAAAGGAGGUGUGGGCAAGAGCACCAUCACCACAGAGUUAGCCCUGGCCCUGAGGCAUGCUGAGAAGAAGGUUGGCAUUCUGGACAUUGAUCUGUGCGGGCCCAGUAUCCCCCGCAUGCUUAGUGUGGGCCGGCCUGAUGUGCACCAGUGUGACUCUGGCUGGGUGCCAGUGUACACUGAUGCCCAGAAGACUCUCGCGCUUAUGUCCAUUGGCUUCCUGCUGGAGGAUCCGGAUGAAGCUGUGGUGUGGAGGGGACCCAAGAAAACAGCUCUGAUUGGUCAGUUUGUGUCAGACGUAGCAUGGGGGGAGCUGGAUGUGCUGCUGGUGGACACGCCCCCGGGGACAUCCGACGAGCACUUGGCUGUACUGGAGAAUCUCAAGAAACAGAGAAUAGAUGGAGCCAUUUUGGUCACGACCCCUCAGGUGGUAUCUACAGGGGACGUGAGGAGAGAAAUCACCUUCUGCAAGAAAACUGGUGUAAGGAUUCUUGGCAUUGUAGAGAACAUGAGCGGCUUUGUUUGUCCUCACUGCUCCGAAUGCAGCAACAUUUUCUCAAAGGGUGGUGGAGAAGAGUUAGCCAAUCUGACUGGAUCAGUCUUCCUUGGUAAGAUCAGCUGACCUGCAGUGCUCCUUUUUGAACACAAGAUGUCAUACUGAAUUCAUAUCAGUCAGCCACCAUAUUAAACAAGGCUUUUUAACUUUGUUCCCAAAAUCAACAGGAACUCCAGUACUGCUAUGACUCAACCAUCAAGCUAGUUUCACUUGGUGAUUGUGUAAAUCAAUCAGCUCAGUCCGUUUGGCUCGGUUUGAGAAACUUGAUUAGUGUUGCGUGACUUAAAUGCUCUUUUUUUGCUUUGGGGAGGGGAAGGGGAAAAAAAACUGCAUAUUAGUUGCUAUUUCACAUCAGUGUUUCUCUGCCUCUUGUGUGGCUCCAAAUCACUUUGCUGCUGAUGAAGCUGAAUUAAAUCAGUGUUUCUAUAUCCAGGUUCGGUGCCGUUGGACCCUCUACUUGGCACCUGCCUAGAAGAGGGUAAAGACUUCAUGGAGUCAUUCCCUGAGAGUGCCACCUUCAGUGCCAUCAGCAGCAUCUCUCAGGCUCUACUCACCAGCCUCCAGGCAACUUGAGGAGAAAAAAAACAAAAAAAAACUGUUGCAAUGCAACUAAAUAUGCUGAACCGAUUGUACAUAGUUUUUUAACUUUAAUGUUAUUAAAGUCACUACAUGCA